This is a messenger RNA of Nothobranchius furzeri (turquoise killifish), 2594 nucleotides long. RefSeq names its product zinc finger protein OZF-like. The record is from RefSeq and is a predicted model, not a curated record. Lineage: Eukaryota; Metazoa; Chordata; Actinopteri; Cyprinodontiformes; Nothobranchiidae. Gene Ontology annotation, molecular function: RNA polymerase II cis-regulatory region sequence-specific DNA binding; DNA-binding transcription factor activity, RNA polymerase II-specific. Gene Ontology annotation, biological process: regulation of transcription by RNA polymerase II.
GCAUGUUGUGAUCUGUAGGGAAAACCGGAGUACCCGGAGGAAACCCACGCAUGCAUGGGGAGAACAUGCAACUCCACGCAGAAAGACCACAGCCGAGUUUCGAACCUGCAACCUUCUUGCUGUGAGGCAACAGUGCUAACAACUGCGCCACCAUUGCAGUUGUUAGCAUACUGUUUUAUAACAAUACAGUUUAUAAGCUUGACUCUCCCAUAUUCCAGUUAGAAUUGACUAAGCUCCGUGGAUGAGAAGUGAAACGUCUUCAAGAAACCCAUGAAGUCCAGUUGCCUUCAUUUGAACCCUUUGGAUUACCCUGACCUGGAUGACCGAGAACCUUCACCAGCAUACUGAAGAGGUUGAAAGGACCGUGGUGGGCAGGGUCGGUAAAAGAGUGAACCAACUCAUUGAAUCCAUUGUUUAAAGUCCUCAUGAUUUCACUAUCUCAGCACACUCUGUGAGUUAAAAAUGUCAGUCAUCUCUAACUUGGUUCUAACUUUUUUGUUGUUUAGACUUGGACACAUGGGUAGUGGCAGAGACAUGUAUGGUGUAAAUGGCAUCAUAUUUAUCUGAGAAGGACAGAGGUCUGAUCAACCUCUCGUCCAUUCUGAAUCUGCUUCGCUGGUGGCUUUCUAGCUAAAGUUUGUGGUUAUAGCAGCUUUGUGCCUGUCUUUUGGUAAUUUCCCAAUUUCCCAUUACUUGAUUCGUGGGGUUGGCUUAGAUUUUGGUGUAACUUAGGAGGGGUGAAUGUAACAGGUGUGUAAAAGAGAAGCAAUUUUAUAUUCCGUCCAAAACCCGUUCUUACUUUCUGUGUGCAUUUAUUUUCCUGAUAUACGAACAGCAUUUUAUUUUGGUGGGAAAGCUUUUAUUUUCUUACUCUACUGGAUGUCAUUUCCGUAUUGGCCCCGUUUGCCUUAGUUCGUGCUGAGCUGCGCGCGGGAGAGCUGUUAGCUAAACACGGCUAAAGAAAGCCUGCUACCACUUCAGGAUCAUCCAUCAGCUGGGACUGCUUCAUCGAGGAUCUGGACAGCAUGGACACAGAUGUUCAACAGCUGGUGCUGGUUAAAGAAGAAGCUCCUGAGGAACAGAGUGCAGGUGUGGACCAGAAAGACCCAGAACACAUCCACAUGAAGGAGGAACAAGAAGAAAACUGGACCAGUCUGGAGGGAGAGCAGCUCCAUUUGGAGGAGAAAACUGAUGCUGCCAGGUUUCCAUUCACAUUUGCUUCUAUAAAGAGUGAGGAUGAUGAAGAGAAACCUCUGUUCUCACAGCUUCAUCAGCAGCAAGUAGAAGACAAAGAAGUUCCAACCAACAGCUCAGCUCACCAGAUGACAGCAGAAACUGGUGGAAGAGCAGAAACUAGCAGGAACCAAGAUUUGAACCCUCAUGAACAGACAUCUGAUUCUUCAGAAACUGAAAUGAGUGGAGAUGAUGAAGAUGGUGAUGAUGUGAAUCUAGAAUCUGAGCUGUCAGACUCUGGGUCUGAAACUGGAGAAGAAGACAGUGACUGGAAUGAAAGCAGGUCUUCUGAUUCACAUGUUAGGACUGUCAACAAGUCCUUUAGCUGCCCUGAGUGUGGUGAACAAUUUGUCCACAAGAGGUCUCUCCAGAAACAUGUGAGAGUGUCAGGGCAUUCAGCAAUAAGGUCUUCAAGUUGUUUGGUCAAAAAGAAAUGUGUUGGAGUGAAGCAACAUGUAGACUCAUGCAAGAAAGUCCAGAAAAAGCUAAAAUCAUUUAGUUGUGAUGACUGUGGAAAAAUAUUUAGUGCAAUGUGUGAUUUAAACGUGCACAUGAGAGUCCACACAGGAGAAAAACCUUUUUCCUGUAAGCUCUGUGAAAAAAGACUUAGCAGUAAGAAAGCUUUAAACAGUCACAUGAGAGUCCACACAGGAGAACAACCUUUUGCCUGUAAGCUCUGUGGUCGAAGAUUUAGCCAAAAGGCAUCUUUAAACAAGCACAUGAAUGUCCACACUGGAAAUAAACCUUUUGCUUGUGAGCUCUGUGGUCGAAGAUUUGGCGCAAGAAAUAAUUUUAACAGGCACAUGAGAGUCCACACAGGAGAACAACCUUUUGUCUGUGAGCUCUGUGGUCGAAGAUUUGGAGAGAAAGCAAAAUUAGGCAUUCACAUGAGAAUCCACACAGGAGAAAAACCUUUUGUCUGUGUGCUCUGUGGUAAAAGAUUAGCCUAUAAACUAGCAUUAGACAAUCACAUGAGAAUCCACACAGGAGUAAAACCUUUUGUCUGUGUGCUCUGUGGUAAAAGAUUCGCCCAAAAACAAGCCUUGGAGAGUCACGUCAGAGUCCACACAGGAUUAAAACCUUUUGUCUGUGGGCUUUGUGGUAAAAGAUUUAGCCAAAAGUCAACUUUAAACAAUCACAUGAGAGUCCACACAGGAGAAAAACCUUCUUGCCUGUGAGACAUGUGGUCAAAGAUUUAGCGACAAGACCGAGUUAAACAGUCACAUUAGAGUUCACACAAGACAUAAUGAAUUAUUUUGAAUGUGAUUGAUAGAAAAAAUUCCAUCUUUGAGAGCAGGGGAGUGGAGGAGGAGUGUAUAAAUACACGCAUGUGUGUGUGUGUGUGUGUGUGUGUGUGUGUG